AUGGCUAAAGGAGAAGCAGCAGAUGAAUUAUUACCUUUAUGGAGGGUAGAAGAGGUGAUAUCAGAAACUUUAGGUAUAGAUGUUGGUGUUGCUGAUAAUGUUAUCAAUUUAUUAGAAGAUGGAGCCACCAUUCCUUUCAUAGCCAGAUAUAGGAAAGAACAGACCAAAGAUCUGGAAGUUGAGAAGUUAAGAGAAAUUGACAAAUUAGUCAAAGAUCUAACUGUAGUUAGAGGAAAGAUAAACACUGUUCAUGGAUCAAUCAGUAAAUUAGGGAAGAUGACAAGUGGAUUGGCUGAGUCGCUACAAAAUGCACAAAGUUUGGAUGAAAUUGAAAUUUUGUAUGCCCCUUUCAAGCCAGGACAUAAGGGAACAUUGGCUGAGCGUGCUAAAAAAUUAGGUCUUGAACCCACAGCAUUAAUGAUUUUAGAUGGAAAACAGUUCAAUCUACAGAAACUAGUCAAUAAACAGGAAAAGGAGCUAAAUACCAUAGAUAAUGUAGAGAAAGGUAUAAUACAUAUCAUAGCUGAUAUUAUAUCUAAAGAUAAGAAAUCUUUUGAUCAACUCAGAAAAAUUAAUGUUAUGCUACAUUCUAAGGAAACUAAACAAUCAACUGGUAAGAAGAAUGAUGGUAAGAAAUCUGAUGAAAAAAAAGUGAAAGUAGAAAAAGGAGUUAUGAAGAAAGAAGAUAGUUAUAAAUUUGAACAAUAUUUUGAUUAUAAAAUACCAGUUAGAUAUAUCAAACCACAUCAAAUAUUAGCUAUAAAUAGAGGUGAAAGUAAGAAAUUCCUAACAGUGAAAAUAGAAAUACCAGAUAAUAUUAAAUAUAGUUUUAUUAGAUAUUGUCAGAAUAUUUGGUCUAGACAUAUUAAUAAUAAAGACUGUAGAGAUAUUAUAGAGAAAAGUAUCAAUGAUGCUUAUGAUAGAUUGAUAUUACCUCAUGCUUGUAGAAAUAUCAGAUCAGAUUUAUCAAAGAAAGCCGAAGAAGCGUCUAUUAAAGUUUUUGCAGAUAAUUUAAAAAGUUUAUUAUUACAACCACCUAUAAAGGGAAAAGUUGUGUUGGGUGUAGAUCCAGGAUUUAAAAAUGGUUGUAAAUCAGCUGUUAUAUCUCCUACUGGUCAAGUUUUAGAUACAAUGGUGUUUUAUUUACAUGAUUUUAAAUCUAAAAAAUUUGUAGAGGAGGUGGUUUCAAAAUACAAAUGUGAAGUGAUAGCUAUUGGAAAUGGUACAGCUUGUCGUGAGACUGAAAAAUUCAUCAGUACCUUAAUACAAACUAAAGUAUUCAGACCAUUAGAUGUUUAUUAUACUAUUGUAGAUGAGAGUGGUGCUUCAAUAUAUAGCUGUUCUAAAGUGGCUGAAAAAGAAUUUCCUAAACUUGAUCCAACACUUCGUGGAGCAGUGUCAAUAUCAAGAAGAUUACAAGAUCCAUUAGCUGAAUUAGUCAAAAUAGAACCUAAACAUAUUGGUGUGGGAAUGUACCAGCAUGAUUUAUCUGAGACUAAAUUAAAAACAUCAUUAGAUUCAGUUAUUGAAGAAUGUGUGAGUUUUGUUGGAGUAGAUUUAAACACUGGUAGUGAAUGUCUGUUGAAACGUAUAGCUGGUUUAAAUGCUACAAGAGCUAAGAAUAUAGUGGAAUGGAGAGAAAAGAAUAAUGUAUUUACUAAUCGUCAACAAUUACUCUCUGUUAAAGGAGUAGGUAGUAAGAGUUUUGAACAAUGUGCUGGUUUUAUAAGAAUAGUUAAUUCUGGUCAACUACCUCAAGCUUCUACAAGGUUUCUAAUACUUACUUACUUUUUAAUCUUGAGGUGGUCUGUAGCACAGCUUGCGGCAAGUCUCGCAAGCGAAUAUGCCCACCAGCAGCUUGAUAAAGAGCUAAAUGUGAACGGUAAAACAAACUCUAUAUCUGAGAAAUAUGGAACUGGUUUACCAACAUUAACUUUAAUAAUUGAUGCUUUAACACAAACUAAAUAUGAUAUAAGAGAAGGUAAUCAGAAACCAUUAUUUAAACAAGGUAUUACUGGUAUAGAAGAUUUAAAAACACAAUCUACCUUAACAGGAAGAGUCACUAAUGUUACACAUUUUGGUGCCUUUGUUGAUAUAGGAGUCGGUCAGGAUGGAUUAAUACAUACUAGUAAUAUGUUUACAACCAGAGGAAGACAAGAACUUCAUCUUGGAGAUAGGGUACAGGUUUUAGUCACAAAUAUUGAUGUUUACAAGAAACGAAUAGCUUUGAAACUUUUAGAUGUGCUAUGA
Messenger RNA from Lottia gigantea (owl limpet), 2250 nucleotides. RefSeq lists its product as hypothetical. The coding region runs from base 1 to 2250 and encodes 749 amino acids. The transcript is spliced from 16 exons. Gene Ontology annotation, molecular function: mRNA binding; structural constituent of ribosome. The record is from RefSeq and is a predicted model, not a curated record. Gene Ontology annotation, biological process: nucleobase-containing compound metabolic process; translation. Lineage: Eukaryota; Metazoa; Mollusca; Gastropoda; Lottiidae.